Salvia miltiorrhiza (redroot sage) is the source of this 1461-nucleotide messenger RNA. RefSeq lists its product as uncharacterized. The record is from RefSeq and is a predicted model, not a curated record. Gene Ontology annotation, molecular function: zinc ion binding; nucleic acid binding. The transcript has a single exon. The coding region runs from base 1 to 1461 and encodes 486 amino acids. NCBI's taxonomy places the organism in Eukaryota, Viridiplantae, Streptophyta, Magnoliopsida, Lamiales, Lamiaceae.
AUGGAUCCUGAGGAGAUUGCGAGACGUGUGGCGAAUUUGCGUUUGUCAAUGAAGGAAACAGAGAGAGGAGUCAAACUUUCACAAGCAGACACUGAACAAAAGAAUCAAUGUGCAGCCAAGAUGCUGGUAGGAAAGAUCUUUGCAAACCGGCAAUACCCCAGAGAAACAUUACGCGAGAAGCUACCUUUAAUUCUUCAAGUUAGAGGACAUUUUGAUGUUGAACUGGUGGGUUUCAAUAUUUUCGUCCUCUAUUUGGAGCUACCUUCGGAUAUCACUCGAAUCAUGGCAGAGGGGCCAUGGCACAUUUUUAAUGAUUUGAUUCUCAUCCAGAAACUGGACCCUCUGCAAUCGGCAGCAACGGUCGAGUUUAAGAAUAUAUCAAUGUGGAUUCAACUACACAACCUUCCUAUUACAUGUAUGGAACAAGAAAUGGUGAGGAAAAUUGGAGAUAAGGUGGGGACGGUUUUGGAGAUUGAGUCGGGGGAAGGCGGCCGCUGCCUCGGCAAAUACGCUAGGGUGAGAGUCGAAAGAUCCAUUGAUGAGCCACUAGUCAGAGGGAUCCCUAUUACAUCUGAAAAGGAAGAUAACUCCACCAUGGUUCUUAUCCUUUAUGAACGACUCCCAGAAUCCUUCUGCUUUGCUUGCGGGAAGAUUGGCCAUCACAUGAAGAACUGUGAUGCAGGGGCGGAGGAGAAAGCAAACCCGAGUUUCGGGAACUGGCUACGAGCAGGUAGGAGUGUUGACUAUCGGAGACCCGCGGUGCAGAACGGGAUUAAUAUGAGGAGUUUAACAACUAUACCCAGGUUGAUGUCAGCCCAGAGACCCAAUGGACCACGACCGCCGCCAAGAGCUGAGAAAUACGACAAUAUGGCUACAUACAAGAACCAAAGCGAAGGCAACAAUGCAGAAGCGGCGGAGAAAAUUAUUGGUAGUUGCUCUUCAGAGAUAAGGGUACUGAUGGAAGAAGACACAACUCCACUUUCUGACAAUACUGGACACAAUAUGUUAGUGACUCAGUUGGAAGAAGAAGGGACUGGGAAAGUGAUGAUAGGGGAAGUGGAAGAGGGAGAUGAGGUGGAGAACAGUUCAGGAGAGCAGAUGACUCAGGGGAUCACUGCAGAGGAAUAUGACAACAUUGGGAGAGAGAAAGGGGUUUUAGGGGCUAGAAAUUGUCCAAAGAAAAUUUCUAACAAACUUUCUUCUGUCAUUUUGAAGAAAAAGCAGACGGGUAAGGGAUGGAAAAGGCUAGCUCGAGAGAGGAACAGGGAUGGUGAAGGAGUUUCCUUCACAGGGGGGAAAAUGCCAAUGUUGGGGAAACGCAAGGAGAAGGAGAAGACGAAGGACUUGAAAGAGGAUAAGCAAGCACCAAGCCAUAAAAACCCUAAACUGUUAGAUGAAGAGGAUACAACUGAGUUGGGAUCGGCGGCGGCUGCGUUGAUGCAGCCCCGCCGAGAGCAAUGA